CACCCGCCAGGUAGUCAGUCCGUGCUGGCACUGGUGUGGCAAGGCGAGCAAGGCGAGGUGCGGCUCGAGGCUCAGUGUGUCGAUCACCUUUCAUACGUUUCGCUCCUACAUUAUCACGGAGAUCCAUGGGAGGCAGCUCCAGUAAAACACGUUAUUUGUAGCAGCGUUGCCCUAGUUUCUGCAGCCGAUGAAUUUUGUCCCACGCAGGUCACUGAUAUUCCCAGAGAAGAAAGGUCUCUGGGUUCCAAAAGUGCAGACCAGUAAGAGGCUCAGCGCGUCUUCGUACAGCCUUGCACCCGACACUUCGCCAACAUGAUCAGUAACUCGGGUUCCAGAAUCUCACGUAAUGCCCUUCGCGCGGCCUUCAUGUUCUUUGCAUCGAUGGUCCUCGGGGCAUCCAUCGCCUUCCUCAGCUACAGCCCUUCAGUCUCACAAUACAAGAGGCCAUUCAGGGAGCCCAUGAACCACGCCGAGAUGGAGGAGAGAAACAUACCCGACUCGCCUCUGUCUGGCCACGACCCCCACGAGCUUCACCACCUCGGCGAGGGCGUGGAGGCUGAGCGGCUGAUGCAGACGGUGCGUGUCGUGUGUUGGGUGAUGACGCGCCCUGAGACACACGAAAAGAAGGCCGUGCAUGUGAAGGCGACGUGGGGCAAGAGGUGCAACAAGUUGAUCUUCAUGAGCUCGCAGAAUGAUGAUAACCUAGGCGCCAUCGAUCUGGGCGUGGGCGACGGGCGCGACCAUCUGUGGGGGAAGACCAAGGCCGCCUUUAAGUACCUCUACGACCACCACCUCAGCGACUACGACUGGUUCUUUAAGGCCGACGACGACACGUACACGGUGAUGGAGAAUAUGCGGUAUAUGCUGAGUAGUUACGACCCAAGCUUCCCUAUCUACUUCGGGUCACGCUUUAAGAAGUUCUCCAAGCAAGGCUAUAUGAGUGGAGGUGGCGGCUACGUCCUGAGUCGAGAGGCGCUGCGUCUCUUCGUGGAGGAGGCCUUGCCGAACCCUAGAAAGUGCAAGCAAGAUUACACUGGGGCCGAAGACGCCGAGAUGGGUAAGUGUCUGAACAAUGUGGGCGUGAUGGCAGGGGACACACGGGACAGCCUGGGACGCGGCCGCUUCUUCCCCUUCACGCCUGGGACACACCUCAUGGGCGGCGUCCCGGACUGGUACCUCGACUACGUGUACUACAAGCCUGACACUGGCCUCGAGUGUUGCUCCGACACGGCCGUCACCUUCCACUACGUCGACGUGACCAAGAUGUACACCCUCGAGUACCUGCUCUACCACCUGAGGCCUUACGGUAUUGCGCACCACGACCCCUUCCCCGCCCCCCUCCCGCCCGACACCAACAGUAUUCCGAAGCAGGUGCUAGAGAACGCGAGGGAGACGCAGAAUGCUUCCCACCAAGCCCAGCAGAUCCCUCAAGACACCACGAGUUAGCUGCAGCGAUAGGAGUCCCGCAACGCACCCGAGGAGGACGAGCUACAUAUCGCAUGAACGACGUCUUGGUUCUGUUAUAUUCACGUACCUGUCAACCAGUCCGUCCGUCUGUACAUAUCUUCGUCUUCUUUAUAAAAUUGUUUCCUAUUUGUUUCUCGUAUUCCCCAGUCUGCUGCAUUCUGAGUCCCUUGUCCUAUCCAGUAUUUAAACGUGUCAGUCUGUCACUACCUUACCCUGCCAACCCGUCCGUCCGUCUGUACAUGUCUUCCUUAUAUAACUGUAUGUCCUAUUACUUGUUUAUCGUAGCUUAUACGUGACACUACACUCAAUGUCACUCACGAACACUCACACACACACGAUCAUCUUCACCCUGACUGAUGGGAGUAGCUUGUCCUAUGGAUAAUUCAGUCUUUGCUCUGCCUUUCCUCAGGACAAUAGAGAGUAGAUAUCAAGCCAGCGAGUGACCAGGAGGUUCAGGCUCCGAGCGUGAAAUAAUCAACAACCUCGGACCCCUCCUGUCAAAUGCUGUGGCGGUUUAGUAGGAAUCUAAUCAAGGGACGGGGCUACGAGAGGGGAGAAAGAGGGGGAAGGACAGGAGUGGAAAAUGAAAGUAGAAGGCAAAGAAAAAGGGAGAAUGGGGCACGAUAAGACGAAAGAGGGAAUUGGAGGAGAUGGGGAAGAUAGGGAAGGAGUGGAAGAGAGAGAGAGAGAGAGAGAGAGAGAAAGGAGCGGGGGCUGUUUUGAGGUAAUUAUGCAUGAGCGUAAUGCCAUUGUAAAGUUUUCGAAGAAGACAUUCAGGUAACUUUAUAUAUAUUUUUUCUUAAUUUUUCUUGUCUCUGAUAUUACGUUUUCUACUUAUCAAGGGUUUUCAGUGCAUGGAUCUUGUUAUUGUUGUCGUUGUUGUUGUAUUUGUUGUUAUUGUUUGCUAAUUGGGAGAUCUUAUGACCUCUAACAAUUUAUUGUAUUUAUGAUACAUGAUUGUGUUAUAGUUUUGCACAAAAAAGUGGAAAAGAGAUCUAU
This is a messenger RNA of Eriocheir sinensis (Chinese mitten crab), 2466 nucleotides long. RefSeq names its product glycoprotein-N-acetylgalactosamine 3-beta-galactosyltransferase 1-like. Gene Ontology annotation, molecular function: N-acetylgalactosaminide beta-1,3-galactosyltransferase activity. Gene Ontology annotation, cellular component: membrane. The coding region runs from base 313 to 1446 and encodes 377 amino acids. The record is from RefSeq and is a predicted model, not a curated record. The transcript has 10 exons. NCBI's taxonomy places the organism in Eukaryota, Metazoa, Arthropoda, Malacostraca, Decapoda, Varunidae.